AUUUACUAUAAAUGCUAGUAAAUUAAUUUACAUAAUAGAUUAAUAUUAAAAUUAAUUUUAAUUUCAAAAUUAUCUAUCAUUAAAUUGCUUAUAAUAAUAGCAGCAAUGAAAUUAUUAUUAAUUAUAGUAUUGAGUAGUGUAUUAAGUGUUUGCUAUAUGCAAGAUAUCCGGACUAAUGUUACCAAACGAUUUGAUGACAUGUCGAGUGUCUUAUGUGCCGAUAAAUUGCAGAUAAGUGAUGACCAGUUGGCAGAACUCAGGACCCAAUGUGAGUCCAAUAACACCACUGCUAGAGACGAAGUGCUCAAAACAUGUCUCAACACAAAGGAGUUGACGGACCGCCAGAAAGUGACAUCAAUUUGCGGGACACAGAAGACCUGUAUUGUCGACCAUUGGGUUAAAGUCUACGAAAAUGCCAAACCAGAAUAUUUGAACAUAUUUUGCGAUAUGAGUGAAAAGUUUAUCCAUUGCAUUAAAAAAGUGCUCAAGGUAAAUUAAAGUAUGCUUCCCACCGACUGUCCCAACUCGAUGGC
This is a messenger RNA of Oppiella nova, 533 nucleotides long. Lineage: Eukaryota; Metazoa; Arthropoda; Arachnida; Sarcoptiformes; Oppiidae. The record is from the annotation of a GenBank genome assembly.